Molecule: messenger RNA, 833 nt
Organism: Pisolithus orientalis
Lineage: Eukaryota; Fungi; Basidiomycota; Agaricomycetes; Boletales; Pisolithaceae
Product: histone-fold-containing protein
Exons: 4
Coding region: 105-647 (180 amino acids)
Cellular component (GO): nucleosome
Molecular function (GO): DNA binding; structural constituent of chromatin; protein heterodimerization activity
Source: RefSeq, a predicted model, not a curated record
CACCACUUCGCGUUCCAAGGCCACCUGAAAUCGUUUCGUGUCGGACGACGUUCCUACUGCGUGAACGUGUUACCCGAGCGCGCAUCUCGAGAACACCUCCUGCCAUGGCCCAGAUGGCGCAGAAGAGAAAGAUGACCGAAAGUUCAACGGCUCGCGGCCACGGCUCAGGCAACGAGGCAGGUCCUUCCAAGAAAUCGAAACAUACUGCACGCAAAAGCACCGGUGGCCAUCCUCCUAGAGAUUCAGCAGUUUCGUCAUCUCGCACGAAGGACGCAUACCAAUCACACGCAGCUGACGAAGAUGGUCAGCGAAAGAAGCGUCGCUAUCGCCCAGGAACAGUUGCUCUACGCGAAAUUCGCAAGUACCAACGUAGCACUGACCUGCUACUGCGACGAUUGCCCUUUGCUCGCGUUGUCCGGGAAAUCGCAUUAGAUAUGAUGACCGAUACCAACUACCACAUGGGGGACACGGGAUUACGAUGGCAAAGUUCCGCGAUCCUUGCGUUGCAGGAAGCAACAGAGGCAUUCCUCGUCCACCUGUUCGAGGACGCGAAUUUAUGCGCGAUCCACGCAAAGCGUGUCACGAUAAUGCAACGAGAUAUACAGUUAGCUCGCAGGAUACGCGGACCGUGGGGUGGCCUUGGUUAGCAACAGUGCUCCUUCGCUUUAACAAGUGGUAUUCAGUGGUGGGACUCUGUUCCUGCGAUUUUCUCUGUCAAGCGGAACGUGUGUUGCAUGUAGUUAGGUAGCAGAGAGUGCCGGACGUCUAUUUAUCAAGCUCCACACACAAUCCAUGCUGUUGUAACAGGAAGAAACGCUAGUUCGCACAUUGUU